AUGAAUCCUGCCGAAGCCCGAGGCUUGAACUCUCCACGAAUGGCUCCCAAGAAGGACAAGAAGAAACAGAACGAACCUGUUCAGCCGGAAUUGGUCACUGCAUACAAAGCACGCGAGCCCCUCCCGCCGAUUGAGCCUCCCGAUGUAUCGGAGGUGGACGCUCAGUGGAAGGCCUUGCGGGACCAGUAUGUCCAGCCACUUCCAGCUUGGAACUCUGAGCUCGUCGACACCACUGAGUGGAGGCCAAACGAAACAGAAGAUGCUUUCGCCAGCAAUCAGUUUUCAGUCUUCGCCAUGCCACGAAGUUUCGCUGCACUGGUUGCCGGCUGGCGGCGAGCGGGUGCGUCUGCCUUAGCAAAGGGGGAGCUUCUUCCAGAGGAGCCCGAGCCGCAGGCCCAGCCAAUUCCAGAUUUGAAAGAAGAGCCUCCAGAACCGGUUCCGGACCCGAAAGCAAAGGCUAAACCCAAGGCAGACACAAAAGCAAAGGCCAAAGCCAAGAACCAGCCAGAGGAGCCGCCUGAGAAGCCAACCACCAUGCAGCAAUAUGCAAAUUGCACAUAUGAGGGCGAGGCUCGGGUGGUCAGCCAGUCGGAAUUCCGCUCACGCGAGUUGCUGCUCGACUUAGACGAUGCUGCGCCACAGCUGAGUCAAGCAAUCGCUUCUCAGUUUGCUGCUGUGGCCGAGCACAGACUUCUGCUGCCGGGAGGGUGCUUUCUGUGGGAGUUGAUACACCCACAAGACGAGGAAGGAAUGCCGCUGUACAACCCACACGGAAAAUACAUUGUCAAGCUCUUCGUUCAGGGCAAGUGGAGACAAGUUCUCAUCGAUGACGUAGUUCCAGUGGGGUAUGCGAUGCAUGGCAACAAUACAUAUGCGUCGCUUCUUCCGUGCAGCCAGGAUAUCAACAUCAUUUGGCCACAGCUGUUGGCAAAAGCCCUGAUCCAAGCGUUUCAGGACGAUCUCAACAUGCCGGUACUGCCAUGCAUUACCGCGCUCACGGGUUGGGUUCCCUACCAGCUGCCACUCUCCUGGUCUGCUCUGCAAGGGCUGAAAGCUGUUCGGACUUUCUGCACAUUGCAAACGAGCUCACAGGUUGAUUUCGAAGCUCGCCAACGUGCUGAGUUGAUGCCAUCCAUUCCCCAGGCAGAGGCCCAAGCUGGGCCUCGCAAAUCCAUCGCUGUACCCAUGCAGGCCCCGACCUUUCCACCAGGACAGGAGCAGAACCUGAAGUUGGGAAAUCAGCCACAGGAGGCUUUGCUGGAGUUUCUCGUCUGUGAAACGGAAGAAGAACCACGACAGGUGCGGCUAAAGGCGGACGCCUUUGUUCCUCAACAUGGCACGCCUCGCAAGCAAGUCAGGGAUGCAGACAGCGAGGAAGAGGACGGUUCGGCAGAUGCAGGGAACACAGACGGACAGCCCGUCCAAGUGGAUGAAGAGGUUGAUGAUUCUGACCGGGACGACCUUGAUGAGGAUGAUGACGGCCAAAACACUCACUCCGGGGAGGGGGAGGGCGCAGAGAAGCGAACGGACCAGGGCGGAUCUCAAAGCGGCGAAGGGCCAGAGAUGGAGCAGGAUGAGGAGCCAGAAAUGUCAGACAUGCCCUGGGUGGCACCCUGGCCGAAUCAAAAUCCACAUCCGCUGUUGAUGAAAAGCUCGAUCCAGGAGUUCCAAGCGCAGCUCCAAGGAGGCAAUUGGGUUAGCUUCGAGGAGUUGGAGACGACAAGCGCAACGUUCUGCAGUUACAUACCACCCGGCGAACACGUCCUCACAGCCACACUGGACACGUGCUGGGACGGGGAGCGUGCCCAGGCUUACAUGCCACCCAAGACUUGCCUGCUGCGGAUUUGCCUGGUGCUCCAAGAGCUGGAGCAAGGAGCUUCCAGGAAUCGCCUAGAAGCUGGGGAUUCCAAGCCCAAGCCUGGACCUCCGUGGCUGCAGACAGUCUUCAGCUAUGAACCAUUGGGGCAGAACGGUCGAUUGUCAGAGACACCACCGCCUUCGUCUCCGUGCAGCUGUGUCUUACAGGCUGUGAACAGUUGGAGGCCCAGCGCUGGCCAACAGGUGCUGGAGCCACCGGACUGCAUCAAUCUCACAGUUGGUGACGGUGCCCAGCCGAGCAGUGUAAGCUUCUCUGCGCUUAUGCCACCAGGUGAGCAUUGGUACCUGGUGAGCGACGAUGCUGCUGAGCUGGCGGGGUCGGUGCUUUCUGUCAGCGUUGAAGGCUUGUUGUUAAAUGGAGGAAAGUCAUCGGUGGACUUCGUGGAGCCAGCAAAGGCACUGUCUAAAUAUCAGAUGGCACUCCUACCAGUGGGCCCGCUUCAGUACCCGAUUCACACCGGCUACUGUGUUUGGGCGAAGUCGGAGAUUCUGGUGUCAGAGGCCUACGCCGACAGCUUACAGACACUGCAGCUUCUCUGCCAUCUGACCGAUGUGACCUUGUGGCCUUACAUCCAACUGUCUUGCCUGCGUGUGUCAGAACUGGAAUCUAAAGCUGACGAGCCGGCAGAAAAUCGCUGCGCAAACUGGUCGGUGUCAACAGUGCUGAAGUCGCCACUCCUUCGUGUUAUGUCUUUGCCGCUUGCCGACGAGGAAGCAAUUGGACCAGCGAAGUACGUGCUUAUGUUGGAGGCCAACUUGCCGCCAGAGGUGCUUCCCAAAACUGGCGGCGAGAUAUCGAUUCAGAUCUUUGGUCCUCCUGGAACGGCCACAGAGCCCGAGGAUCCAUUGGAAGGAGGGGAGAAAGAGGGAGAAGCUGGUCUCGACGACGAGGUGCCGCUGCAGCUCCAAAUGCUUACCGUGGACAGGGUGAUGCGCUGGCAAGGAGAUUGCUCGGAAAAUGACAAGGGCUUAGUCUUGUGCGAGCGCAUCACGGUUCCCCCGGAUGGAGACGUGACAAGCACACUUCGUAUCUCUGUGGAACGGCUUCCCCAGGCCUUCUUGCGAGCUACACUCGUUGCUCAAAUGCCUCCAACAGAUGACAUGCGCGCGCCCAACCCAGACGGGACUCCACUGGAGCCACUGGUGCCUGGAGCACCAAUCAAUCCAAGAGACUAUGGCGGUCGAAGGAACUGGCUGUCACGAUGCAAGAAGGUGGCCGAAACGAGCGGGCUUGAGAUCGUGUCUUUCUCUCACGUGCUGCUGAGACAAGCCUCGACCUACCUGUUGUACGUGCACCUGGACCAGUUCAGGGGUCCUGCCAGCCUCGACGGCGGAGCUUGGGUUCUCGAAAGCUUUGGCUCUGGCUCUUUAGAGGUAGGAUCCGAUGCCAUGGAGCAGGAUCUGGAGGAGUUGGUCCGAAAGUCUUGGGAAUCCUCGCAACAGGAGGGAGAAGCCAAACCUCGCUCCGAGAUCGCGGCCGAAACGCGAGAAGCCUGGACGUCCACCAAGUCUGGAGCUGGAGCGAGCGGCGAGGCCGAGGAUACCGUCGGCAAAGCCGAGGAGGACCAGGUGAUCGCUUCUGUUCUGGAGCGUACUCGGGAGGUCGCGCAUCCCAACGAUAGCAUCGCCAAAUUCUUGUGUGGCCACGCAGACACCCCAGCGGUUCUCACACAAGAGGAUCCGUACACCGUCGCCCCAGACAGGCCAGAAUGGAAACCGGCAGAAGAUACGGAUGGAGUGGUCAGUGAAGAGGUUUGUGCAGAGGACACGGAGGCUGUGGCCGUGAAAGCUUUGGGCACAGAGGGUGAGCGACACGCUCGAGAACUCGAGAUUGAGCUGUCGAACGCCAGGUGGCAAGCUGCCAAGGAGAGACUCGAUGCAGCGAAGGAAAGAAAUGCAAGCCAGAUACAGGAGCUGCGGCAGUGGCGAGAUGAGCGAACGGCAGUGCCCGGAGGGGUUCAAGGAUCUAACUUUGCGAGCGCACGGAGCGAGCUACGCGGUGCUCUGCACUCGCGCAUGGAGAAAUGUGCGGUGCUGAAGAUUCUCUGUUUCGAUGAGAAGCGUAUGGACCCAGAACCUCUGAGAGCCGCUCUUUCAGAAGCUGAUGUCGCAGGUGCAAGGAAUUACGACCCGGAUCUCAUGGACAACUCUAUGCGAAAGCUUCAAGUCCUCGAUGGAGCCGUGGCCUUCCAGGAGACGAUGGUGACAGCAGAAGCGAAAAUCGAGGCUGCUGCAGCAGCGUCUUCUGCUGUCCAAGCGACGGAUGAAGGCAGCGAAGGGUUUGCUGAGGCCAAAGAUGCUGCAUCGACUGCAGCUGAGGAAGCUGCUGCCGCUGCAAAUGCGCUCGGCGAUUCCCUCGCGGAGUUCAAGGCGAGCAUCAAGGAUGCUCAGGCCUUCGACAUACCUGUGCCUGCAGAUCUGUUGAACGAGGAACGAAUGGAAAAAGCAACGGCAUUGCUCGAGCAACAUGCUGCCGCCGCAGCUGCGGUCAGCGCUGACACCGAGACUGCCUGA
Symbiodinium necroappetens is the source of this 4392-nucleotide messenger RNA. The record is from the annotation of a GenBank genome assembly. Lineage: Eukaryota; Dinophyceae; Suessiales; Symbiodiniaceae.